GAAGAAGUCUACCGCUGAGAACUACUCGCUUCCCUCUCGUCAACCAGGGGUUAAAAAGUUCCCUAAACUUUGUCGAACAGCCAUGGAAACCAAUUUCGGACACAACAUCGAUUCUGGGCAUCUAUAAAACCGAACCCGCGUUGUUGUCGCCAAAAAAAACUGGCGGCAGCGGAACAGUCCUGGAGGCUUUUUGUUCCGCUUUAACUCCUUACAGGAGCCCGUAAGCUAACCGCGGCUACAGCUAACGUUAGCUUUUUCUCUGCCGCAUAUCUGGGGGUUUAAUAUUACCACGGUGACCGUCGUGGAUGGUGUAAACUAUAGGAAGUAACGGAGGUAGAUACUCAUUGGUAUUCCUCAGACGCAACAGGUUGUUUUCGUGCCACUAGAGCCGAGCAGCGAGGCUUGCGCUUUGAAUUUCCCUCCUUCAGCCAUAAAGACGGGCAGAUUUGCAAAGGGGGGGUCGUUUGGCUGGUUACCAAAUUAUUAGCAGACCUCUGCUAAUUGUGCAUAACCUUCCGAGAUACUAACACAGGAGCUUUGGGAAUAAACUUUACCCUCCAAGUUACGGAACAUUUUUUCGCUACACGUGUCGACCUGUGCGUCAAAUAUUAAUAUGGAUCAAAACACGGGGAGCUCAUCUGCUGCACCCAGGAAGGAGAAGGAAAAGAAAUCAAAGAAAAAAGACGACGAUGGAGAUGGGAAAAAGAAAUUUAAUCUCAAACGGCUGAUUCCUGAUGAGUUGGAGCGUCUCACCAGUAUGAGAAUUAAAAAGGACAAGGAAAAGCCUCUCCCAAGUCAGCGGCACUCUUCAGCUGCCAGCUACGAGAUCACACCUCAGCACGCAAUGCUCCUUGAACAAAGUGAUGAAGAUAUCCUGGCGCUCUUCGAAAAGAUGCUGGUGGACAUGAACCUGAAUGAGGAGAAGCAGCAGCCACUGAGGGAAAAAGACAUAGCGAUUAAACGAGAGAUGGUCUCUCAGUACCUCCACACCUCUAAAGCUGGGCAAGAUCAGAAGGAAAGGUCCAAGUCAGCAAUGAUGUACAUCCAGGAGUUAAGGAUGGACUACAGAGACACACAGCUGCUUGGCUGUCUGGAAUCACUGAGGGUCUCUCUCAACAACAAUCCUGUCAGUUGGGUGCAGAAUUUUGGAGAUGAGGGCCUCGCUCUGCUGUUGUCUCUACUUAAACGACUUCAAGAUGAGAAAGACGAAUACCCAAAUGUUGGAGUCAAAUGUCAGCAUGAGAUCAUUCGCUGCCUGAAAGCCUUCAUGAACAACAUGUAUGGUUUAAAAUCAAUGUUGGGGUCAGAAGAAGGAAUUCAUCUCCUGGUCAGAGCCAUCAACCCCAAGGUAGCAACCAUGAUGGUGGAUGCUGUCAAACUGCUCUCUGCCCUCUGUAUUUUGGAGCAUCCUGAAAACCUUCAUGAGCGUGUUUUGGAGGCCAUUACAGAAGAAGCUGAAAAACGAGGCACUGAGAGAUUUCAGCCUCUUGUGACUGGGAUGAACAGCACCCAUAUUCCUCUUAAGGGUGCAUGCAUGCAGCUGAUCAAUGCUCUGAUCAGCCGGGCAGAAGAACUGGACUUCAGAAUCCACAUUCGCUCUGAACUCCUAAGACUGGGACUAAGAGAGCAGCUGGGGGAGUUCCGUGGGAUAGAAAAUGAAGAGCUAAAGGUGCAACUCAUGGUGUUUGAUGAGCAGGCCGAAGAUGACUCGGAGGAGCUGAAAGGACGUCUUGAUGACAUCCGCAUAGAAAUGGAUGAUGUGAGGGAUGUUUUUGAGAUCCUGGUCAACACAGUGAAGGAUUCCAAGGCUGAGAACCACUUCCUGUCUCUUAUGCAGCACCUGCUCCUGAUCCGUAAUGAUUAUUUUGCCAGGCCUCAGUACUACAAGCUGAUAGAUGAAUGUAUUGCUCAGAUUGUGCUGCACAAGAAUGGGUCAGACCCCGACUUCAAGUGCCGCAAGCUGAGCUUCGACAUCGAAGGUUUGAUAGACAACAUGGUGGAUAAGACCAAAGUGGAAGCCAGUGAGGCCAAAGCAACAGAUCUGGAGAAGAAGCUGAAUGCGGAGCUGACGACGCGCCAAGAGCUGCAGGUGGAGAUGAAGAAACUGGAGGGUGAUUAUGACCAGAAGCUGCAGGACAUGUGCCAAGAGAAAGAACAGCUGGCCUCUGCUAAACUGGAGCGAGAAAAGGAGAACCAAAGUCUGCAGGAACAGCUAGGCUCUUUGCAAAACCAGAUUGAAAAACUGUCAAAGGAUCUGGAGGAGGCCAAAACUAAGGUUGUUACAGUUACUGUUCCCGUGCCAACACCUGGUCUGCCUCCUCCUCCUCCCCCUCCACCUCCUCCGCCUCUCCCGGGCCACCUAGCUUUUCCUCCCUCUCAGCCCCCAUCUGGACCUGUACCGGGUGCGGCUACCGUUGCUGUACCUCCCCCUCCUCCCCCACCUCCUCUUCCUGGUCAGGCACCUCCACCUCCUCCGCCACCUCCACCCCUUCCAGGAAUGGGGCCUCCCCCCCCACCACCACUUCCUGGUGUUCCUCCUCCACCACCUGGACCAGGUGUGCCUCCACCUCCACCAGGCUUUGGAGUUCCUGCACCACCUGCACUACCUUUUGGGCUCCAGCCUAAAAAAGAAUACAAACCAGAGGUCCAGUUGAAGAGAGCCAACUGGAGUAAGAUCGGACCUGAGGACCUAAGUGAGAACAGUUUUUGGACAAAGGCUAAUGAGGAAAAAUUUCAAAGCAGUGAACUCUUUGCCAAACUUACCUUAACCUUCUCAUCCCAAACAAAGCCAAAGGGUAGCAAAGCUAAAAAAGAUCAGAAUAAUGGAGAGGAUAAACAGCCAACGAAGAAGAAGGUGAAGGAGCUAAAAGUCAUUGAUUCAAAGUCAUCACAAAACCUCUCAAUUUUCCUGGGAUCCUUCCGCAUUCCAUACGAAGAGAUCAAGAAUGCCAUCUUACAAGUUAAUGAGAAGAUUCUUACAGAGUCCAUGGUUCAGAACCUGAUAAAGCAGCUCCCUGCUCCUGGGCAGCUAGAAACCCUUGCAGAGAUGAAGGAUGAAUACAAUGAUCUGGCUGAGUCUGAACAAUUUGGAGUGGUGAUGUCCAGUGUGAAGCGUCUGAUGCCACGACUUGAGGCCAUCCUGUUCAAGCUGCAGUUUGAGGAGCAGCUGAACAACAUCAAGCCAGAUGUGGUGGCUGUGACAGCUGCCUGCGAGGAGCUCAGGAAAAGCGAGACCUUUGCCAAGCUGCUGGAGAUCAUCCUUCUUGUCGGGAACUACAUGAAUGCCGGCUCUCGAAACGGAGCCGCAUUCGGCUUCUCCAUAUCGUACCUGUGCAAGCUGCGUGAUACCAAGUCAGCUGAUCUGAAGCAGACAUUGCUCCAUUUCCUCGCUGAUGUGUGCCAGGAGCAAUAUCCUGAUGUCAUGAAAUUUACUGACGAGCUCAUCCAUGUGGAAAAGGCCAGCAGAGUUUCUGCAGAGACAAUUCAGAAGAAUUUGGAUCAGAUGGGGCGACAGAUCAAAACCUUGGAGAAAGAUCUGCAAACUUUUCCUCCUGCACAAAAUGAAAAUGACCAGUUUGUGGAAAAGAUGACUAGUUUUGUUAGCCAUGCUCAAGAACAGUAUGAGAAGCUGGAUAUGCUGCAUAAAAACAUGGAGAAAGAAUACGCAGAUCUGGGAGAAUUCUUUGUCUUUGACCCGAGGAAAAUCUCAGUGGAGGAAUUCUUUGGAGACCUCAGCAACUUCAAAAACAUGUUCCAGCAAGCGGUGAAAGAAAACCAGAAGAGGAAGGAAGCUGAGGAGAAGAUCAAGAGGGCCAAGCUGGCUAGAGAAAAAGCAGAGAAGGAGAAAGAGGAGAAGCUGAAAAGAAGCAAAGUUCUGGAUAUGAACACAGAGGGUGAUGAAACUGGUAUCAUGGAUGGCCUGUUGGAGGCGCUGCAGUCAGGCGCUGCUUUCAGAAGGAAGAGAGGACCUCGGCAAGCAGCCAACCACCGGCGAGCUGGUCAUGCAGUGACCAACAUCCUGGCCAAAGAGCUGAUGCAGGAAGACGCACCUUCAUCCAGUAAAUUACCCACAAAAAAGGCAAAGACUGAAAAGGAGGAGCAGAAACAUGAAGGAGCAGAAUCCUUGGAGGACUUACUGGAAGGUGUUCAUUCUCGCUCUAAUUAGGCUUCCAAGUUCAGAAAGUUAUUUUUAUUUACAGUGACAGCAGAUUGUUAUGCAGAACAGGGGUCAACAUCAACGUGACAUUAGAUCACUGCAGUUUCUUUCAUCCCCUACCCUGCACGGACCAAUAUUCAGGACUUCUUCUCUGUUUUGGGUUGUGUUGAUGGAGGGAGGAAGAACGCCUCCUCACUAGCCUCUGAAUGUUUGCCAAUUUCUGUCUGAAGCAUAUGCACCUACAUGUUAAACUUCAUCAAAGGGUAUUUUCAGUCUUUCCCAAAGACUUACUCAGGACUGAAACCCAUACUUGGAAUUUCAGAAACCUCCCACCAAUAGUUAUGACUUGAGUAAUGAAAAUGUUUUGGAUUAUGUCUUUUCUUUCACCCUGAAUGAUAAAACCUAAUCCUUUGUAACAUUUUAACAUACUGUACAUCACUGUGUAAUGUUUUGUCCACCUGUUUAAUUGAAGUGCCAAUCAGUCUCAUCAUUUCACUCAUAGGUUAAUUCAUUCGCACUGGAUAUCACUGAACUUCACUUGGGUUUAUCUAGAGGACUGUUUAUUUUACUGGGGUGUUUCCAAUUAAAUACCUUAACUGUAUGAGUAACAUUUGCAUAGAUACCAAAAAUAUUUUUUGAAAGGGGGUUUACCAUGCAUACUGUAGCCUGGUGGUUAACAUUCCUGCAUUUUUUUUUGUAUACAAGAAAGUCUGAGUGUGAAAUUAGCUGCCUAUAUUUAGUUUUGUGUCCACAAAUCUUGGUGUGUGUGUGUUUGCAUGCAAGUGGGUGUGUGUUGGCAUCUAUAAUUACUGUACAACACCAACUAGGCUGUCAUGAAUGAUGAUCUCGUGGUCUUUCUGUUGAGAAUAUAGCACACACUGGAAAACAGCCCAGAAACUGCUGAGACAACCGUCUGCAUCCGUUCUCUCACUUUUACUCCUGCUCCCACUGAACUGUCGACUCUGAACGUCUGGCCUCGCUCCUGUUGGUAUUCUGCAGCCCACAGCAGAUAUGUUGCUAUGAUGUCGGUGGUGAGACUUUGACAGGAAGCCCAUCAGGUGAUGUGAGCUGUGUGCAGUGUUUGCUCCUAUGCAAAUCUCUCAGUAGAGCCUCCAGCUCAGCUCUUUGCAAGCCAGUCUGGGCCGCGUUCAUGUGGUGUAUCCUGUACAAAUGUAUGUUUAAUUUUUGUUUUUAUUCUGGGAGACAGCGGCACUUAAACAUCCUCAGAUAAAUUCCACCAAAGCACUUGAGGUGUAAUAUCUGAUCUUGGAUCUAGUGCUUUGUUUAAUCUUUAACACUGAUUUAAACACCCAGUAAACUGCUGCACCUGCACAAACAUCUGAUUGCUGUAGUUACACAGGUAUAACUGCUGUUAUUGUUAUUUGCUGUGUUUAGGAAGCCAGCACCAGAAGAUUGUAAGUUUUCCCAUAUAAAGAACACCACUGGAACAUUCUGCCUGAUCUGAGUUAUUUACCCUUUUGUCCCUAUAAUUUUUCUUGUUUUUUUUGUUUUUUUGUUUUUUUUUAAGAGAUUUUGUUU
Messenger RNA from Cyprinodon variegatus (sheepshead minnow), 5695 nucleotides. RefSeq names its product diaphanous related formin 1 (gene diaph1). The transcript has 28 exons. Gene Ontology annotation, cellular component: actin filament; cytoplasm. Gene Ontology annotation, biological process: actin filament polymerization; actin cytoskeleton organization. NCBI's taxonomy places the organism in Eukaryota, Metazoa, Chordata, Actinopteri, Cyprinodontiformes, Cyprinodontidae. Gene Ontology annotation, molecular function: microtubule binding; actin binding; small GTPase binding. The record is from RefSeq and is a predicted model, not a curated record. Bases 614 to 4165 code for a protein of 1183 amino acids.